This is a messenger RNA of Spea bombifrons (plains spadefoot toad), 1332 nucleotides long. RefSeq names its product WW domain binding protein 1 (gene WBP1). The record is from RefSeq and is a predicted model, not a curated record. The transcript is spliced from 4 exons. Bases 85 to 906 code for a protein of 273 amino acids. Lineage: Eukaryota; Metazoa; Chordata; Amphibia; Anura; Pelobatidae.
UUUGUGUUUACUGUACACAGCGGGCCCUGAUAACAUUGCGCAGCGACACCAGGUGUAGUAGACACAGAGCACAGCACCGAGUGCAUGGCUGGCCAGGGCAGCUCGUCCUGUGGGACCCCUUGUCUGUAUGACGCCCCCCUCCGAAGCGCUGAGCAUGCGCUCCCUCCUCACCCAUCCAUUAAUGCCCAGGUUGGAGGUCUCUGUCCGGGGGUCGGCCGGCCGUAUCUGUGUGAGAGCGGCCACUGCUGCGGGGAGAGCGGCUGCUGCACCCACUACUACGAGCUGUGGUGGUUCUGGCUCCUGUGGUCGGCUCUGAUCCUGCUGAGCUGCUGCUGUGUUCUCCGCCAUCGCAGAGCCAAGUAUCGCCUGCAGCAGCAGAGGCAGCACCAGAUCCACCUGAUCGCCCUCCAGCGCGCCUCCCCCUCCCCCCCGUCCGUGCUGGAUCUCCGGGCAUUAGCAUCCUGCAAACUGCCAGCCUAUGAGGAGGUGGCAUGCCGUCCCACCACCCCUCCACCCCCUUACAGCGCCGCCCCCCCGACCUCUCCACCCCCUCCAUCGCAUGCCGCCAGCCUCAGCGUGGACCCCCCCGCCAGCUGCUCCUAUUCUGUGCAGGUUACGGACGAGACGGACACCAGCCACGGAACUACCCCCGGCGAGGGGGGCAGCUGGCCCCGGAGCCCCGAGGAGGGGGGGGAGUGUAGGCCACUCUCCAGGCAGCCUGCCUUCUCGCCAUAUGUGGACUUCUUUGGAGGCAGCGGCCACCCCUGCUGGGAGGAGGAUCAGUGCUCCAGAUGCAGCCGGCUGACUGGAGGCUCUGGCACAGACGUUUGCCGCUGCCACGUCCGGGAGGGCGAGGAGACCCAAGAUGCCCCUGGGGUGGAGCGGGGCCGGGGAGCCACCGGGUGACAAAGGGCCAGCCGAGGCCAGCGGUGUUGGAAAGCUGUCCGUGGAGCGGCUGGUGGCUGGACCCGCGCCGGUGGCUUUGGCCCUCGUCCUCCUGGUCGGAUCCUGAAAGAUCGACAGUAUGGAGAGUUCUGAAGAGGAACUGCCCCGGGGUAAAUAAUAAUAUUUAUUCUGCCCCAGCAUACAGCUGGGGCAGAUCCCCCUGGUCUCCUGUCAUGUCUCUGUAUCAGAAUCCCCCUGUCAGCCCGGGCAGGGCGAGGGGGGCAACUUCUACCACGUGAUGGAGCAGCAACUAAACACCUGGAAAGCGGGGCAGUUCCCCUGAAGGGUUAAGUUGCCCCAAAAGCCCUCGGGCCGUCCCUGGGGCAGAUUGUGCAGAGCUGAUUAAUGGGGGGGGUCUGUUUCUGCCCAAUAAAGCAUUUAAAGACA